Daldinia caldariorum is the source of this 2019-nucleotide messenger RNA. RefSeq names its product putative phenol 2-monooxygenase. Gene Ontology annotation, molecular function: FAD binding. Lineage: Eukaryota; Fungi; Ascomycota; Sordariomycetes; Xylariales; Hypoxylaceae. The transcript has 7 exons. The record is from RefSeq and is a predicted model, not a curated record. Bases 1 to 2019 code for a protein of 672 amino acids.
AUGACCAUCAGCGAGCAUGUUCCCGAAUCGAACGUAGAUGUGCUCAUUAUUGGCGCCGGCCCGGCCGGAUUGAUGGCUGCGUGCUGGAUGGCACAUUGUGGUGUGACAACCCGAAUCAUCGAUAAAAGGGGCACCAAGAUAUUCUCCGGCCAAGCUGACGGGCUUCAAUGUCGAAGUCUCGAGAUAUUUGACAGUUUCGGCUUCGCGGAUAGGGCAUGGAAAGAAGCGAACCAUAUGAUAGAGAUAUGCCUCUGGAAUCCCGGGCCUGAUGGCAUAAUUCGUCGUUCAGACCGUAUUCCAGAUACGAUUGUAGGACUUUCUCGGUUCCAGCAGAUUACGCUACAUCAGGGACGCAUCGAACGCUUCUUUCUAGAUAAUAUCAAGAAGUAUUCUAACGAUACCAUCAAAGUGGAACGCGGGGUCCUUCCGGAAUCUCUGGAGAUCGACGAGACGGAAGUCGAGGACCAAUCUUCCUAUCCGGUGACUGUGAAGCUGCGCCACCUCACCGACGAAGAGGCAACUCCCCAGCAGCAGAUCAGCGGAAGCAAGAUAUCAGAUGGCCUUUUCCGGAGCAAUCUGACGCAUACAGAUGACGAAGACGACUUGAUUCGAAAGAACAAGUCCCGGGCUGGGACCGGGGAGAUAGUCCACGCAAAGUACGUCAUUGGAUGCGAUGGUGCGCGCAGCUGGACUCGGCGCGCCUUAGGCUUUGAGUUGCUGGGCGAGGCGACCGAUUCUAUCUGGGGUGUCCUUGAUAUUAUACCCAUUACCGACUUUCCUGAUAUCCGAAUGCGAUGUACUAUUCAUUCGACCGAGAAUGGCACCUUGAUGGUAAUCCCCCGGGAGGAUAAACUUGUUCGGCUCUACAUCCAAUUAAAAGAGGUAACUCCCGAUGCUUCAGGUCGUGCGGACAGGUCUAAGAUUAGCCCUGAUUCCAUUUUCAAUGCGGCCAAAAAGAUUCUUAGUCCCUAUAAGAUUGACUAUGAAUAUUGCGCUUGGUGGACUGCAUAUCAGAUCGGCCAAAGAGUGGCCACGCGGUUUGAUUCUCAUGAACGCGUCUUCCUCGCAGGAGAUGCCGUGCACACGCACUCCCCAAAGGCUGGUCAAGGCAUGAACAUUUCUAUGAAUGACACCUAUAACCUUGGCUGGAAGAUAGCGCUCGUCGCAAAGGGUAUCGCAAAGCCAAGUAUCUUGAGCACGUACCAGAGCGAGCGGCGCAAAAUAGCUCAAGAUCUCAUCGACUUCGACCAUCGCUUUAGUAGGUUCUUUUCCGGGAGACCAGCUAAAGACAUCAUGGACGCUGAAGGUAUUAGCAUGGGGGAAUUCAAAGAGGCCUUUGAGAAAGGCAACUUGUUCGCAUCUGGCUUGAGUGUCAACUACGAACCCAGCAAUCUUGUUAGCAAGGCCGUGGGUGAAUCGAAAGAAGUACUGAGCGAUGCGACCAGUUCGGCCAACGCGUUCACAAAGCAAUCACUUGCUAAAGGUCUGCCCAUCGGGAUGCGCUUCAACAGCUUCAAGGUGGUCAACCAGUCUGACGCUCGACCCUGGCAUUUUCAGGAGAAACUUAGGUCGACCGGCCAAUUCCGCAUAGUCGUCUUUGCAGGAAACAUCUUGAGCCCCCCACAAAAGAAACGCCUGGAAGAUUUCUGCGAGGCACUAGGUGCGCCAGAUAGCUUUUUCCGCACUUCUGCCACAUCUAGUCCCCCACUGGACGCACCCAUCGAAGUGUUGACAAUACAUUCUGCGGAGAGGGUUGAGACAAAUUUGAUGGACUUCCCCGAGAUCCUUCAUCCCUAUAAUCCGCAUACCGGCUGGGACUACGAUAAGAUAUUCGUAGACGAUGUAAGCUAUCAUGAGGACACUGGAAAGGCUUACGAGAAUUAUGGUGUGGACAAGGAGCGAGGGUGCGUUGUGGUAGCCAGGCCGGACCAGUACGUCGGUUGGGUGGGUGAUCUCGAGGACUUCAAGGAUCUGCAGAGGUACUUCGAGGGAUGCCUCAUGCUUAGCCUCCGGGCGUAA